UAUAAAGGUAGAGAUUUGCAGAGACAUCAUCAGUUUAAAAACUAAACGCUCGAGAGAAAAAUGUUUUGGAAUAAAGCUUAUUGUUUCGUUUUAAUUCUUUGCUAUGGUACCAGCUUUGGUAACUCACAGGCCACACCCAGUUUGCCCACUUUAACGGAUUUGGAAUUGAAAGAGCUAUGCCAAGGACUUGAAUUUCAAUUUGUUGCACAUCCCUCAAUCCAGCAAAAUUACAUCAUAUGUGUACCAGGCGCUGGUGUCGAAAAAUCGUGUGCUGCAAGCGAAUGCUUUGAUGAACGUAAUCCACCCUGUUCCACAACCUGUAAUGCAAACACAAAUGUGGCCGAUCAGAAAACCAAAGACUAUUGCAAUGAUGACGAUACCCCCUUAUUGGAUCGUGUGUCUAAUGACAAAGAUUGUGAAUCCUAUUACUUGUGUGUGGGUAAAAAUAUCGAUCCGCUUUCACAAAAAUGUCCACCUAAUCAACACUUUUCCGAAAAACACAAUACUUGCAUGAGCUAUCAUGAAGCCAAUUGUGAGGCCAGCUCGAAAUGGUGUAAAAAGCGAAAAGAUAAUACACGUUUCCCCAAGGACAACUGCUAUGAAUAUUAUGAGUGUGAAAAUGAACUGGCCCUUACAAAAUCCUGCGCGUACAAUGAACACUUUGAUAGAGAUUUGGGUAAAUGCGUGAGUGGCAUGUGUGAAGAUGAUAAGAGAGUUCCGGAUUGUAAGAAUAAACAUGAUGGGGUUCGUGUGGCCCAUGCUAAAUGCUAUAAGUAUUUUGUGUGCCUAAAUCAGUCGUUAUAUGAGGCCCAAUGUGCAUCGGGUUACUAUUACGAUGGCGAUCGUAGUGUGUGUGUAAGGGAUGUUAAUAAUGUUUGUAAUGACGAUUAAAUAAAUAAAUUGUGCAGAACAACCCAGCAAAAA
Molecule: messenger RNA, 924 nt
Organism: Calliphora vicina (urban bluebottle blowfly)
Lineage: Eukaryota; Metazoa; Arthropoda; Insecta; Diptera; Calliphoridae
Product: peritrophin-44-like
Exons: 3
Coding region: 61-891 (276 amino acids)
Cellular component (GO): extracellular region
Molecular function (GO): chitin binding
Source: RefSeq, a predicted model, not a curated record